AUGGCCUCGUCAGAGCCGCUUGACCUAGUCGUAACCGUCGUCUCCGCCAAGCACCUGAAGAACGUCAACUGGCGUAACGGAGAGCUGAAACCCUACGUCGUUCUCUACCUCGACUCGGAUCACCACCGCGUCUCCACUCACUCCGACGAUUCCGUCAAACCGGUGUGGAACGAGCGGAUCACUCUCCCUCUCGCCCGAUCCGUCCACGAAUCGGUCCUCAACGUCGAGAUUCUCCAUUCCGACGCGGCGAAAACACUCGUCGGCUCGGUUAGGUUUCCUCUGGUUCGGUUAAUCGACUCGGAGGGAGGAGGAGGAGGAGCGAUGGUUCCCGAAUCGAUCAGCUCGCUGGAGCUCCUCCGUCCCUCGGGUCGGAUUCAAGGGAAGAUCCGCUUGAAGCUCUCCAUCAAGGAGCGACCGUUACCUCCUCCAACGCAGCGUCCUCAAUCGCAGCCUAGAGAUUACUAUUCUACCCCUCAAGGAAACUAUUAUUACUCCCCAAGCCCUCCUCCUCCUCCUCCGGCUCCGAUCACCUCCCCGUCUCCUCAUCGUGACUACAGAGAAUUCUCACCUUCUCCUUACCCCUUCACCGAUCACUACUACUCCGGAUUCUAUUACCCGCCUCCUCCGCCGCGUUCGAUGUACGAUCGCGCCUCCAAUUACGGCCAGCCAUCUGCUCCAGUCGAUCGCGAGCCUCUUCCUUUAGCUCCUCCUCGGUUUCCACCACAGCCGAGUGGACCACCAUCAGCUCCCGUCGAAGCCUUUCAGGCGAACGAGUAUAAGCCGCCGCAGCCGCAAGCUCCUCCUGUGGGCUCAAGGUUGUCAAGUUACGGAGUGCCGAGCGGCCCGUCGGCUCCGGUGGAUUACUCUCCUUAUGAUCACAGGCAGUUGCAGAAGGCGAUGGGCGGGUUGAGCUUGGAGGAAGAGAGAGCUGUUGCUGAGAGGUCUGAGAGUGACUUUGGAGCUAGGCCGAGCUUCAGCUAUGGCCGUGAGUAUCGCCGUGAAUGUUAGAAAAAGCUGUGGAAUUUCUCAAUGUGUGUGAUGAAAAAAAGUUGUGGGGUUUCGCAAGUGUGUGUGUGUGUGUGUGUGUGACGUUUCUAAGGCUCUGCUAUCAUCAGAUUUUACCUUCGUGUUGGUGUUGAAAAGAAUUAUGAAUUUGGUGAAUUUCCUCUCUGAAGAUAUGAUAUGUGUAUUUAUUGCUUCUUUUAUGUAUGUGUCUGAAGAACAAGAGGUGCAAAAGGUGUCACCUCUUCUGUUCCUUUGUACAUGUUUCUAAAACAACUCUCUAGUUUCGUCUCUUC
This is a messenger RNA of Raphanus sativus (radish), 1298 nucleotides long. Its product is annotated as formin-like protein 3. The coding region runs from base 1 to 1008 and encodes 335 amino acids. The transcript has a single exon. Gene Ontology annotation, biological process: defense response. Lineage: Eukaryota; Viridiplantae; Streptophyta; Magnoliopsida; Brassicales; Brassicaceae. The record is from RefSeq and is a predicted model, not a curated record.